Messenger RNA from Pelmatolapia mariae (spotted tilapia), 2113 nucleotides. Its product is annotated as von Willebrand factor A domain-containing protein 5A-like. The transcript has 7 exons. NCBI's taxonomy places the organism in Eukaryota, Metazoa, Chordata, Actinopteri, Cichliformes, Cichlidae. The coding region runs from base 948 to 1457 and encodes 169 amino acids. The record is from RefSeq and is a predicted model, not a curated record.
UUACCUUUUACCUUUUAUUAUAACCAUUUCAAACUAUUUACAGAACAAUCAGGUGUUCUGCAUUAAAUAAGAUGCCACACAAAUUAUUUGUGCCACUCCAAAAAUUAAUUUCUGUCCACUAAAGGAGAACAUCACAGCCUGAUACCUGCAGGUCUGACAACAGGUGGUGUAUCACUCCUCCUGUUUUCUACCUGGAGACACCGUUUACACUGUAAUCUGCCUUUGAUGGCUUUUUGGCAGCACCUGUAACAUUCAGCAAUUGCCUUAUUGUUCUGACACACAACACAAAACUAUCCACUACAGUGAACACGAACUACACAAGACAACACACUAACUACACACUCCAAGCACACUAAACGUCACAAAUCUCUCACAUCUCAAAACUCUCUCUCUCUCUCUCUCUCUCUCUCUCUCCCUCUCUCGCAGCCACUCCUAAAACUUCCCCACCAAAUAUAAUUUUUUGAUUGGUUGAUAUUGCACAUUUUUCCACCAACACGAAAGGGGUGUUUUUUUUUUUUUUCCUUUUUUAUUUUUUGGUCAUAAACAGAGAGUGCUUGCUAGUGCUGUCCUUAGACAGUAAACGUGACGUGAGGAAAAAACACGCGUAUAUAUUGUUUAUCAUGACUCUGGUUUUACGUGGCCUAUCAGCACAAUUUAAAAACUGGUAUAUAUCACCUUGCUUGGUCAUCUUGAAGUGGUCAUGUGAUUGAUUUACCACGACUACUUUAUUCUUCCAAAGUGAAUAUGAAUAUUAUUCUGCACAAUGUUUAAAUUGUUUGUGAUGAGUCACAGUAUGAAGCUCAACAACCAAAAAGUUUGUAAAUUCUGUUUGCUAACAUGUUUUCAACUUUCAUCUUUAUUUCUUUUUUUUGCUUUUUUUUUUUGCUUUCUCAGCAGUCGUGGAAUAUAAGUGUCUUCUAUCCAGAAAUGACACUCAAUCGCAGGUCAUGCGCUCUGUUGUAGAACCUGAUAGCUAUGAACCAACAAACAAGUCUGACAGCAAAAAAGGGCUAUUUACUCACAUGAAGAAGAAGCUAUCUGUCUUUUGGAAAUCUCGUAAGACGUCUGCCAACUAUGAUGAUGCUCAUCCAAAAUUUGUGUCAGAAGCUGCUGUGCAAAUGCAGCCACCCAGAGACCCUUUGCUACAGUUAGUCUCCCUCCAGGAGGCGUCUGGCUGCUGGCUGCUUGAUCCAGCUCUGGCUACUGCACUGGGAAAGACCAGCAAGGAGAUGGAAAAGUCAAAGCCUGAAAAGGGCAACAAUGAAGUGUGGGCCACCGUUCUGGCUCUGAUCUGGCUUCAUGCUUUCAAGAUGGAUGCCAAGGACGAGUGGGAGCUUCUGGCUAUGAAGGCAGCCUCAUGGCUCCGUGCUCAGAAUGCACCAUGUGUGUCAGAGUGUGUGGACGCUGGAAAUGUCCUGUUGGGUUCAAGCGUGAAGAAAGAAGCUCUGGGACUCUGAGAGUUUUCUGAAAGAGCUAGUUAUGCCAAAUGCCUUUUGAUUCAGUGUUGUGUCUUCUUCAUUCACCUUUUUCACUGACUGUGUGUUUAUACAUCAUUCUGCAUUUAAUCAUUAGUUAUUAUUAAUCUCUGACUCUCUUCCAUAGCGUGUCUUUUGUCCUGCUCCCUCCCCUCAGAAAUAAGAGAGAAAGCACGCUCAUGUACACGCUUAAUGUGCCCUACAGGCUUGUGCCUUGGGAAACGUUCGUCUUUGUGAUUAAGAUGUAUAUAUUAGCAAGCAAUUUAUGUUUCAUUUUAAGUACAUUUUAGUUAGAAAAACGAGGAGAAGCCUUAAGAAAGGAAAGGGUUUAAAAAGGUCUUCAAAGUCAAGAAAAGCAAGCCUUGUGGAGAUCUCUUCUAUUUUGUUUGCUGGCUGUCUAGCUUCACAUUGUUACGUGGUGUGAGGGCAGCACGAGGCAACUGUUGUUGUGAUUUGGAGCUAUAAAAACAAAACUGAAUUAAAUUGUACUGAAUGAUGUCUCCGCUGUUAUAUUUAUUGUUAAUGUUUCAUUUUUAUUUUGUUGCAAUUGUUCUAAAUGCUUUUUGAACUUAAUCAAACUAUUUUAUUUGUAUUUUCAUUUGUGCCUUGAACUGAAAAUUAAAAAUUAAACUUGGUGC